GUGUGUGUGUCAGUCAGUGUCAACCGGAAGUGAAGCAUGGGAGCAGCUUCCAGUGUGACCCAUGAGUUUAAUGUGCGUGAUUCACCACAAACUUCAGGAAAAAUGUACUCAGUUUGCAAGUUUUAAUGCCAAGCUUGCGCCAUCUACAGAAACGACUCGUAAAUUAAAUGGUCCUCAGAGGCAGGUUAUUCUCAAGGGAUCCAUGUAACUGCCUUCUGGAGCCAGACACUUUUUCUUGUUUACUCAUGGCUUAAUUUUAAAGUGAAGCUGUGGAAAUUAUUCUGGCCUCUGAAAGGUCUACGUUACUGGUGAAACAUGCCCUUACCAUUUGGAUUAAAACUUAAGAGAACACGAAGAUAUACUGUCUCCAGCAAGAGUUGUCUGGUCACACGCAUACAGCUGCUUAAUGGCGAAUUUGUGGAGUUUACACUUUCUGUGGAGAGCACAGGCCAGGAAUGUUUGGAAGCAGUUGCUCAGAGACUCGAGUUGCGAGAGAUAAUGUAUUUCAGUCUCUGGUACUUUAACAAACAAAACCAGCAGCGAUGGAUUGAUUUAGAAAAGCCUCUGAAGAAACAGCUUGACAAGUAUGGACAGGAACCCACUGUUUACUUUGGAGUCAUAUUCUAUGUGCCGACAGUUUCCCAGCUACAGCAAGAGAUAACCAGAUACCAGUAUUACCUCCAGCUGAAGAAAGAUGUUCUGGAGGGCAGGGUUCCUUGCUCAAUUGAACAAGCCAUCCGGUUAGCUGGCUUGGCUGUACAAGCCGACUUUGGAGACUUCAACCGCUAUGAUUCGCAGGAAUUUCUUCAAAAAUUUGUUCUUUUUCCCAUGGAAUGGAUUCAAGAUGAGAGGGUUGUUGAAGAAGCCACUCAAAAAGUUGCCCUGCUUUAUCAAAGCUACCGAGGUAUGCCAGUACCAGAAGCAGAAUUGUUGUACAUGCAAGAAGUGGAGAGGAUGGAGGGCUAUGGUCAAGAAAGUUUUCAAGCAAAGGACAGCCAGGGUGCAGACAUACUCAUUGGAUCCUGUCUGGAAGGGAUUUUUGUUAAGCACAAAAAUGGCCGAGCACCUCUUUUGUUCCGAUGGAAUGACAUUAACAACAUGACUCAUAACAAGUCUUUUUUUGCCCUGGAGCUGGCCAACAAAGAAGACACCAUUCAGUUUCAGACUGAGGACAUGGAGACUUCCAAAUAUGUGUGCAGAAUGUGCCUGGCACGGCACAGAUUCUAUAAGAUCAACAAAAGUACUCUAGAGGAAUCUGAUGUUCCACCUUCUGAAAGCUCCCAGAAGUCCAUUCUCACUCUAUCAUUUCCACGCUUUCCAAUGCUCUCUCGUCCCUCUCUGCCUUCUAACAAGGGCCAACCCGAACCAGCACCAGUGAACCCAGUAAGACGGCGCUCCUCCACAAGAAUUUCAAUGCCCAAGCCUCAGACAUACAUGAUGCCUCCACCUCAGUUGCACUACAAUAGCCAUUACCGGGAGCCGUACAAAUCCUCUCAAGACAAUCUUUACAUGAACAAUCACAACGGUUACUACUACCACUCUCAGAGCAGCCUAGACCACUCACCACAUGAGUACAAUGGAAGAAUCCGGAAUGGCAGUGUGUACAGCGCCCACAGCACCAGUUCCCUCACCAACCCACAACACUACAUGCAGCCAUCACCAAUGUCCUCAAAUCCAAGCAUCACAGGCAGUGACAUCGCACGGCCUGACUAUGUGCCUUCUCAACGCCACAGUGUCCUGAUACCACCCUCGUACCGUGCCACACCUGACUACGAGAGCGUCAUGCGCCAGAAAAACCACAGUGCCAUGGCAGCCAUGUCUGAGCGUCACAGCCACUCUAUGAGGAACCUCAACAUUGGUAACUCGUAUGCCUACAGCCGACCUGAUCCGCUUGUGUACAGCCAGCCUGAGAUCCGUGAGCACAGAGGAACAGCAGCUCAGUAUCACCUCCACUACAGCUUUCACAGCCCAUCGCCAUACCCAUACCCAGGCGAGAGGAGGCCAGUGGUGGGCGCAGUCAGCGUGCCUGAACUCACUGAUGUGCAGCUGGCGCAGGCCCAUGCUUACCCUGUGCCCAACAUCAUGGGAACUCAGGUGUACCGACCACCUCCACCUUACCCCUACACCCGCCCAAGGCCAGCCAACAGCACACCUGACCUGUCACGUCACCUUCAUGCAAGUAGCAGCAGCCCUGACCUGAUCACACGCCGUGUACACCACUCAGUGCAGACUUUUCAGGAAGAUAGCCUGCCAGUGGCACACUCACUACAAGAAAUGAGCGAGCCGCUCAUCCCCGCCACCACACGACGCCCUUACACACACAAGCGUAACUCUAUUGAGCUUGCUGGCCUGACGUAUGGUCUGGAAACCAUGCGACUGAAGGAGAGGACUGUUUCCAUUUCUGCCUCUGAGACUCCAUCCAAGCUCGCGCCACCUGGUGCUCUCCCUGUCUCUGCCUCUACCUCUGAGGUAGACGUCUUCCAGGAGCAAAGUGAGGCUGAGGACAUUGUUCUGAAAGAGGAUGUGCACUACGGGCACAAAAAAUCCUUAUCUGAUGCGACCAUGCUGGUCCACAGUAGUGGAGAGGAAGAGGAAUUUGAGGAUGAAGGCGGCCGACACACCCCCCAGUCUCAGGAUGCAGUAGCAGCUCCGAAGGAACACAGCAAUGUUCUGGAAAUCCCUCUAGUGGAGACACCUCUGCCUGCCUAUCCUUUCAGCCCCAGUUUGGAUCAGGUCAUCCCCAACCCGCUGGGUUUUCAACCCCAGCCUCGUAUUCGCGAGCAGGAUGAGACAGGAUCUCUGUACCCAUUUAGUGAGACAGAUGCCAUCACGCCUUCAGUUUCCGAAGGAGAUCUGAGCAACCAAAGUCGAUGGAAGCCUAAAAGAGAGCUGUUAAAAAAAAGACCUGUCUCAGAUGUGCCUUCUACACGAAGAAACAUUGAUGGCCUUCCACCACCUGGCAUGAAGAAGGGCAUUCGUUCAGAGAUGAAGAAGACGAGUCCGCUGAAGCUGGCGACACUCAAUGGCUUGACACUCGCCCGAAUGCCCAUACCUGAUGAGGGCAAAGACGAGCACGGGAAAGCUUCUAAUGACGACAGGUGUAAGCUACUGGAGCAACACAUGGAGCAGGGCCUGGUGUUUACAGAAUAUGAGCAAAUGCCAAAGAAAUGGCCCAGCAGUGAGUGCAGCAUCGCUCAGCUGCCUGAGAAUGCAGAGCGAAACCGCUUUCAGGAUGUGCUACCUUACGAUGACACACGGGUAGAGCUUGUGCCCACUAAAGAGAACAACACAGGAUAUAUCAACGCCUCGCAUAUCAAACUUACAAUAGGAGGAGAGGAGUGGAAUUAUAUUGCAGCUCAGGGUCCCCUCCCUAACACAUGUCAAGACUUCUGGCAGAUGGUUUGGGAACAAGGGGUUGCAAUUAUUGCAAUGGUUACUGCUGAAGAGGAGGCAGGACGAGAAAAGAGCUUCCGUUACUGGCCCCGUCUAGGCUCCCGCCACAACACAGUUACAUACGGACGCUUUAAGAUCACCACACGUUUUCGCACAGAUUCAGGUUGCUAUGCUACCACCGGCCUGAAGAUUAAACACCUACUGACAGGCCAGGAGCGAACUGUCUGGCACCUGCAAUACACAGAUUGGCCUGACCACAGCUGUCCUGAAGAUUUUAAAGGUUUUCUGGCAUAUUUGGAGGAGAUUCAGUCUGUGAGGCGGCACACCAACAGCACCAGCGAUCCAAAGAACACAAACCCGCCCGUGCUUGUUCACUGCAGUGCAGGGGUGGGGCGCAGUGGCGUGGUCAUUCUCAGUGAGAUCAUGGUCGCCUGUCUGGAACAUAAUGAGAUGCUGGACGUCCCUACUGUUCUUGGCCUGCUGCGACAGCAACGCAUGAUGAUGGUGCACACUGUUUCCCAAUACACCUUCAUUUACAAAGUUCUAAUACAGUUUCUUAAAAACUCCAGACUUAUAUAAGCUCACAUUGUUGGCUAUGCUGCCACACGCCUGCACAAUGUUGUUGUCAUAACUGGAAAAGAUCAUUAGGCCUCACAGGAUUUUGCAGAGUGUGAAAGGGCAGUGUGCUGAAGGGAGACUGAGAUGGACUGCAAUCGCCUUACUUCCACUUCAUGAGCACUUUCUCUGAGUAUUAGUGAAGGAUCAGAAGAAGCUAGGGCAGGUAUGAAGGAUGCUGCAAACCAGCAUAUACAUUAUCAUCAAUCAGUAUUAUUCAGUUAUUUCACUGUGGAGUUUUACACUAUACGAUUGCUACUAAUGAAUCUCAGCACUUUUAUUUUACUAUAUUGAGCAAAUGACACUAAUGCUGCAUCUUUAUUGUUAAAUGUAUAACAAUAUUGAUUGCUUUUUUUUUUUAAAUGUUUUUUUCUUUCUUAAGCAUAUCAUGGUUGAUAGUUGAAGGUUUACUGAGUUGAAAUGAAAAUUUUGGUCCCAGUGUUUAAGGUGUGCAAGUGUAAGGUUGAAAAUGAAGGAUCUUUUGUGUAUUUUAUGAUGACUACGUUUGUCAUCUUAAAAUGUUAUGUGCUCAAAAUGAAGGAUAACUAAAGCUAUAUGGCUCUGCACUCUCUUGAGGUUUGCAAUUAUGUAUGCAGUCCAUAACAAGUAAUGAAGUAAUGUGUUAUGCUUAAAAAUUACACACACUGCACAGCAGUUUUGUGCAUCAUGGGUAAGGUUACAACCAAAAAGAAGUUGAGAUGUUUAUAUGUAUGUAUAUAUAUAUAUGUGUGUGUGCGCGCGUGUGUAUGUAUGUGUAUAUAAUCUCAUACGCAAGUAUUAUAAAAUAAUUUAUAAUGUUCUAUAUCCCAUGUGUGUCUGAAAGGAUUUAUUAUACCCAAGAAACAACUAUUUUAGCAGGAUUCUAAUACUAACAACCAAAGAGGUGUCGGACAUGAUUUUGGAGAUUUAUAAACAAUAGCGAAACUUUUGUUUUUAUUUGCUGUUUAUAGCUUAGUUCCUUAGCCAAAUGACAAAUGAUAAUCUACCAAAGAAGCUGCAUUUUCCAGCUGAGAUUGUUACCGAACUUUUUAAAUAACAUAAAGCAUUCUAAACUCUGAUAGAACAAAAUAAGAGACAGAGUAUAAUGAAAUUGAGGUAAUGUUCCAUGUUAGUUUAAUCCAUGUGUUGCACAUAUAAUAGAAGCUUUUCAGUUAUUGCCAAACCUGGAGAUCAACUGUGAUGCAAGCGAUUGCAGUCUGUUCAUCUCUUACCUACAUUUCACCACAAAAUCAGACACGAAUCAUAACUUUAUUGUCUACAAAUUGAGCUGAGGCAAGGACCUGCCUGAAUCUGCUGUAGAAUCAGGAAUUACAAGCAUUAACAACGCUUCACUGUAAAGAACAUCACUAUGUAGACUCCAAUUCAAUAUCAUCACCUUUUAAGUUUAUGCUGUUUUUAUGCAUUGUUUAGAGUAUGAAUGCUACUGAAUUGAUCACUCCCGCACUGAACUGGAUUGUCUUUGCACCCCCAGUGCAUGUAAGUUAAUCAUAAUAAUUCGUCCAAAACAUUUUAGUGUGUCCAUUGGCUGCAGAAUACAUUUGUUUCGGCAAUACAUGACUCAGAGUUGUGCCAAUGUAUCUCUAGUGUUUUGUACAAAUAAUUAUUGCAAAAUGGAAACGUUUCAUAACACAAAUUACUGUUGUCAAGCCUGUAUGAAGUUACAGGGAGACUUGGAUUUUGAAUAGGCUUAGCUUUAGAGUGAAGGCGAUUUCUGUUGAAAUUGGUAGUUUUCUACAAAUUAGGUCUAGACACAUUAAAAGUCUUUUCUUACUUAGAAAUCAAAUGUAAUGGGAAGAAAUUUUUUUAUGUUGACUUAACAGUGAUUGCAAUCUUGUGAAUAUUACUCGAAGAUUUUGAUGUAGAAGCAAAUAGAAAUAUUUUAUUUCAUCAGCACUGCAGAGAUAUUUUUGACUAUUCAACAUAUUACCUCAAUCAAAUGGUUUGUUGUUUGUUUUUAAGAGGGCGUGUUGUAUUCAAUAGCAUUCAGAGUUCCUGGAAAUCUAGAAACGGUGCUAAGAUCCAAAAUCUUCAGGGUGAAAUGCAGACAAUGUCCAAGCAACUCUGACGGAACUAGUUUGCGUGCUUUUUUUUUUUUUUUAAAUAAUUAAACAGAUGUAUUCAAAUACAAAUAGGCUACUCUUUGAAUGUGUCAUGUGUUUGGAAUCUCAGUUACUGUGCUUUGUUUCUAAAAGGGCAGAUCAUUUUUCAAUUGUCAAAGAGAGCUAAGCUUCUCCUUUAAAUAAAUUCACCUUCAUAAGUCAUAAACCAGUUUUAUCCCCCAAAAUGCUGUAUUUUUGUACCAUUUGUUUUGCAUGUAUAUUAAGCAUAAGGGUGGGCUAUGUCCCUUUAUAUAGACUCAAAUUAACUUGGAGUUUAUAUGAAAGCAUGGAUGUAGAAUGAAUCGAGUUCACGUUUGAUUGCAUCAUCCCUAACAUAGAUCAAGGUUUACAAAGUCACUGGGAGAUAUGCCAUAUCUACACCAUUAGCAUUUAUACCAUACGUUUACUUAUGGCUUGCUCAUUUGCGCAUAGAUACCCAAAAUGCCCAGUUUUGCCAAGACUCUUAAGAUAAACACUCCGUUACAAAACUAUCCUAUUAUAAUUGUCUGUAGUUCAUUUCUACUUGGGCAACAGCAUCUUUUUUCCAGACUGUCUCACUGACAUCUAUAAAUAUUAAAGAAUAUUUGAAUUUAAAUGGAAGUGCAGGUUGCAUACAAAUUUGUGCUUUGUUUACAAAUGUCAAAUCUUCCAAGCUGGAUUCAUGAGUUAGUAUUUACAGUGCCUACUUCUCCCACUUAUGUUACUAUAAAUACAGUAUUAUGGAAAUUAAAUAAAUAUUAUGAACAAAAGAUAACACUGACAGCUAUAGUUAGUGUUGUUUUGUUUUUUAAUAUAUGUAAAGAAAUAUCAUACUGUUUAUAUUGUUAAUUUGUAGUCAUAUUGAGCAUUAAUGGCCAUUUAUUUGCAUUAGCAAUACUGGUGUCUGUCUGUUUUGUCUUAUGGGUUGAGGAUGUAUACUAUAAAUCAUCAGAAUUGAUACCCCAAUGUAAAUUACUUGUCCAGAAAAAAGCUUUCAUUCAGCAAAUAAAUAUUUUAAAUAAA
Molecule: messenger RNA, 7109 nt
Organism: Ictalurus punctatus (channel catfish)
Lineage: Eukaryota; Metazoa; Chordata; Actinopteri; Siluriformes; Ictaluridae
Gene: ptpn21
Product: protein tyrosine phosphatase non-receptor type 21
Exons: 20
Coding region: 316-3972 (1218 amino acids)
Biological process (GO): protein dephosphorylation
Cellular component (GO): cytoskeleton
Molecular function (GO): protein tyrosine phosphatase activity
Source: RefSeq, a predicted model, not a curated record